Hypanus sabinus (Atlantic stingray) is the source of this 2292-nucleotide messenger RNA. RefSeq names its product zinc finger protein 239-like. Gene Ontology annotation, cellular component: nucleus. Gene Ontology annotation, molecular function: RNA polymerase II cis-regulatory region sequence-specific DNA binding; DNA-binding transcription activator activity, RNA polymerase II-specific. Lineage: Eukaryota; Metazoa; Chordata; Chondrichthyes; Myliobatiformes; Dasyatidae. Gene Ontology annotation, biological process: regulation of transcription by RNA polymerase II. The record is from RefSeq and is a predicted model, not a curated record. The transcript is spliced from 2 exons. Bases 516 to 1451 code for a protein of 311 amino acids.
GCGCAUCCAGCUGCAGCUUGUAGCACUGCACUUCAAUGAGCUGCAACUUGAAAUGGGUGAAUUCCAGGUCAUCCAGCAGUUGGAGGUGGUGAUACAUAUGACAUGAAGAGAGGUUAAAAACGAGAAGGAAUUUGUCUCCAGGAAGCCCAAAAAUGGCAUGCCAGUUUCGUUGUCUGUGUCUCGAUAUAUAAGAAGUGGAGUAAGGGAUUCAAUCGACCAUCCUUCCUGCUCAGACUGUGGGGAGGGAUUCACUCGGUCAUUAGACCAACUGGCAAGACCAUCAUUUUACACAGGAGAAAGGCCGUUCACCUGCUCAGUGCGAAUGGAUUCACUCGGUUAUCACAAUUGAAGGUUCAUAAGCAGGUUCACACUGGUCAAGGACAUUCACCUGUUCUGUGUGUGAGAAAGGAUUCAGUCAGUCAUCCCACCUGUGGACACACCAGUUAGUUCACACCAGGCAGAGGCUGGUGAUCUGCUGAAUUUGUGGGGAAGGAUUCACUCGGUCAUCUGACCUAAUGGCUCAGCAGCGAGUUCACACUGGAGAGAGGCUGUUCACUUGCUCAGUCUGUGGGAAGGGAUUCACUCGGUCAUCUCACCUACUGGUACAUCAGCGAGUUCAUACUGGGGAAAGGCCGUUUAUCUGCUCAGUCUGUGGGAAGGGAUUCACUCAGUCUGCCAACCUCCAUAGUCAUGAGCGAGUUCACACUGGGGAGAAGCCAUUUACCUGCCUAGAAUGUGGGAAGAGAUUCACUCAUGCUUCUACCCUGCAGACUCAUCAGCGAUUUCACACAGGGGAGAAGCCGUUCACUUGCUCAGUCUGUGAGAAGAGAUUCACUCAGUCAUCUGACCUACUGCGUCACCAGCGAGUUCACACUGGAGAGAAGCCACUCACCUGCUCAGAAUGUGGGAAGGAAUUCACUCGGUCAUUUGACCUAAUGGCUCACCAACAAGAUCACUCUGUGGAGCGCCCAUACACCUGCUCGAACUGUGGGAAGGGAUUCACUUUGUCAUCUAAGCUACUGAUACAUCCUCAUGUUCACAGUGGGGAGCCGUUCACCUGCUCAGUCUCCGGUAUGAGAUUCACUGAUUCAUCCACCCUACAGCGUCACCAACGAGUUCACACUGGGGAGUGGCCGCUCACCUGCUCAGUCUGUGGGAAGGGAUUCACUCGGUCAUUUGACCUAAUGGCUCACCAACGAGUUCACACUGGUGAGCGGCCAUUCACCUGCUCAGUCUGUGGGAAGGGAUUCAAUCAGUCAUCCAACCUGCAGAGUCAUCAGCGAGUUCACACUGGGGAGAAGCCGUUCACCUGCUCAGAAUGUGGGAAGGGCUUCUCUCAUUUAUCCAACCUACAGAGACAUCAGCGAGUUCACACUGAGGAGAAGCUGAUCACCUGCUCAGUCUGUGAGAAGGGAUUCACUUGCUCAUCUACACUGAAGGUACACCUGUGAGUUCACACUGGGGAGAAGCCGUUCACCUGCUAAGAAUGUGGGAAAGGAUUCACUCAGUCAUCCCAACUACUGGCACAACAGUCAGUUCACACUAGGGAGUGGCCGUUGUUAUGAAUCCCUGGGUUUCUUUUGCUGUGGACUGUCACUUUAAGAGAGAGAUAGAUUACGAAGAUGAAUCAGUCUGACUUGCAGCUUGUUUAGUUUUAACCAAGGACACAGACACUCAUAGUCAGAUGGAGGUGAAGGAGGAAAAAUGGAAGGAUCGAAACAAAGUAAGUAAUGGCCAAGGGUCACUGUUUAGAACUUUCCUAUGCCCACAAUGGUGAGUUAAUUAUCGAUUCACUGUACAUCGAUUGUGUGGUUGGCACCUUGUUUGAUCCAUAGGAGUGGAUCUGAUUUGGGGUAUACUGUGAAGACCACUGAUGUGUUAACCAUUGUCUGGCUGUGGUGUGGUAAUUAACUUGAAGACAAUACCCCUUGUGACAAGUCAUUUUUGUGAUAAUUCAUAUGUGAGUUUGAAAUGACGACAGGUAAAAUCUCCAGCAACUGCUCUCUCGUUUUACCACCAUGGAGCAUGUGGAAUUCGACAUAAUUGCCUUCUCUUGACAUUUAGCCUGGAUUACAAAUACCUCUCACUCAUCACCUGUUCCGUGGUUGAACUGAAGUUUCAUACUUUGCCAUCUCAAUACUCCAAGAAUUGUUUCCCGGAGCUCCAUAGUUUGAGAGUUUUAUUCAUUCACAUAUAUACACAUAACACUGUUAACUUUUGUUUAUCUUGCUUAAGUUGCUAUAUUAUAAGUAUAUUCUAAUAAAGGUUUUAACAUAAAAAAACAGACUCCAA